UCCUAUCUCUCUCCUGUCUUUCCUCUACCCCCCACCCUCUCUCUCGCUCUCCUGUACAUUUCCCUCUGUUUCUCGCCCCCUCCCCUAUCUCCAUACCUCCACCCUCCCCUCCCGAUCUCUGGCGUUCGCGGCAGACGCGGUAUAAACUGGGCACGCGAACUCGCCGCGUGCGGAGUGCGUGAGCCGCUCGCCGGGCCAAUGAGAACUCAAGGUCCGAGCGCAGAGAGAGGGGUCGGCUACUCUCACCCGUAGCGUGGCUCCUGCUCCUCCCCCCCCCCCACCACCAUCAUCAUCAUCGCCGUUCAUCACCUCCACAUUUAAAAGGCGAGAACCCAUCACCGCAAGGGGCGAGCGCGCUCCUGAUGGGAACCUCCGUCCACGCGUCUCCUUAAGAGGGGGGUCCCCAGCCUCCUCCUCCUCCACCACCACCCCUCAACCACCACCACCACCAACCUCAUCGACCUCCUCCACCGCUUCGCCAUCGUCGUCCACGAUGCCGCACGUCAACCUCCUCGUCGUGCUGCUCAUCCUGCCGGGCGUCUUCUCCAACUGCCUCUUCCUGGCCCUCUACGACGCCGUCUCGUUCCUGCGCCGCACGCUCCAGGCGUCGCUCACGCACUCGGCCAAGGGGCACGCGCAGCACCCGCGCAUGCUCACGGCGCAGGGGAUGCUCUCCGUGUGGCGCAGCUACGUGCUCGACGCACACAAGAAGGUCCGCCUCGGCGGGGAAGCCCCCAACUCCAGCGUGGUGGCGCUCGGAGGCCACUCGUCCUCAUCCCCUUCGUUCUCCUGCGCCGCCGCCUCUUCCUCCGCGCACGAGACGCUGACACCACGGACACCGGCAGAAGCAGCAGCGACCGUCACCACCAGCACCACCACCAGCUCAACCACCACGUCAAGCAGCGCCGCGUGCCGCCUCCUCGACUUCGCCAGAGAUCACCGCCCGCUCGUGGUCAACUUCGGCUCGGCCAGCUGACCCCCGUUCGUGGAGCAACUCGGCGAAUUCUGCGACCUCGUGCGCGACUUCGCCGACGUGGCCGACUUCCUGGUGGUCUACAUCGAGGAGGCCCACCCGUCCGACGGGUGGCCCGCGCCCGGCGGCCUCGAGGUGCCCCGGCACCUCGCCCUGGGGGACCGCUGCGUGGCCGCGUCCCAAUUGCGCGGCCUCAUGCCACCCCUCGGCCGUUGCCCCGUGGUGGCCGACGCGAUGGACAAUAACGCCAACAUCGACUACGGGGUGUCCUACGAGCGCCUGUACGUCAUCCAGGACGGCAGGAUCAGAUACCUGGGCGGCAAGGGUCCUUUCUUCUACAGGGUGCGCGAGGUGAAGUGUUUCCUGGAGAGCUUGAAGGCCUCCAGAUAAGGGCAGCACUCAGAACGGGGAAGCUCCCUACUUUUUUUUUUCCCCCUUUCUCGCUCGAUAUUUUACGGAACGCUUGCUAGGAACCUGGCUCGGAAUUUACGCCUUAUCGGCGUAAGGCACUACCACUAGAAUGCAGUAUACACCCAUCGAUAUAUAUAUAUAAAAAAAAUCCUCAUACUGUUUUACCCUAUAUUUGCCAUAAUCCUAUUAAAUAGGUUUAUAAGAGCGGGUUCGUUGGAUGGAUGUGGCGGGGUGCGAAAAUUAUUUCCGUACCAGGGUUCGGGACUUAUUCCGGGCUGAGGUUGGGCACUCGCUCGGCGUGACGUGUGGGACGGGGGCUGGGGGGUCGCGUUGUGGCGAGGCGUGAGCGAGUCCCGCACUUGGGGCUUUUCGUGUCGUUUUUGUGUCAAAGAGACAACGACGACGCGACGUCGUCUCUCUUUCUGUCUGCCUGUCUCUCUGUCUGUCUCUCUGUCUGUCUCUCUGUCUGCCUGUCUCUCUGUCUGUCUGUAUCUCUGUCUGUCUCUCUGUCUCUGUCUCUCUGUUUGUCUCUCUGUCUCUCUGUCUGCCUGUCUCUCUGUCUGUCUCUCUGUCUCUGUCUGUCUCUGUCUGUCUCUCUCUCUCUGUCUCUCUGUCUCUGUCUCUCUGUCUGUCUGCUGCUGCCCGUGGGCCACUGUAAGACGCAGUGCGUCCGAGUCGCAGUGUUUGUCAGAACGUCAUUUACCACGACUCGGCUCCUUGACGAUUUUGCCAAUAAUACUUCUCUCGUUCGCCUUAGUUUGAUCGAUUCCCGAUUGCGAAUUGCGUUGCAGCGCGCCCCCUGCACGCGCCGGAUGAUUGGUAGCCGCGCAGAGGCGCAUCCCGCUGCGGAACCGCGGCCGCUCGAGUUUGAUACGCGCUGGGCCAUGAGUCUCGAGUGAUCGUGUGAACACGUGGGACGUCUCGAGAGACGGAGAGACUUGGACAGUCUCUGUUGGGCAUUAAACACGGUCCACUCCAUUCAUGAUCGAAACUGGGUUUUUGUUUUUUUUUUGCUGCAAAAUAAUCCCAGAUUUCAAUAAAGCUCAACGCAUGCGUCAAUAGCACGGUGGCCUCAUAGGCGACGUUUCGGGAAAUGGCCCUUCUUCAUAGCACGUUAUUUUUUCAAUGAUUGUGAAAAGGGAGCGGAGUGGGGGGCAGUGGUUAGCGCACUGCAAUAUGAACCCGGCCACCCGAGUUCGAAUCUCGGGCCACGGCCAAAAUCAGUGGCGAGUUGAUCCCUGAACCGGUUCUUGGUGUCCUUCGCCCUCUUGACCAAUCGGCACUUACCGGCGAGGUGAAGUAUGGUCACGUAGGCCGCACGACUUGGCACGGCGUGGAGAGGCCUUAGUCCAGCAGUGGAUUGACAACGUACUGUCACAUGAAUGUAUUCUUAUUUUGUUUCAAACAAUGUGCCUUAAACUGACUGAGCAAUUGCACUGAACGUCACUCGCACUGCCUUCACUCGCGCGCCGCGUUUGCAACGCUCGGGAUGCAGACCACCCCCCCCCCCCCCCCCCGGCGUCUGCGUAAAAGAGCUUCACGGCUCAUCGGAUUCCUGCUGCAGUCUAAAUAAAGAUAAGGAGCCCAUCUCGACGAUGCCUCGCGGUACCGACGCCGUAGUUCUCGCUUAGUCGCCCUUAGCCGAGACGCGUGUUCAUCAUUCCAUUGCAUCGUACCAGAAAUCGAUCGCUCUCACCAUUCGUGAGCAGAUGUAGAAGUAUGCGUAAUAUCUGAAACAAAUGGACGUGCAAUGUUAAAUCACCCCCCCCCCCCCCGCUGCUCCCCCUCGUCCCGCCUCUCCGCCCGCGCAUCAUUAUAAAUUGAGUGGGGUAAAGUGUGGGUGCUCCUGCUUUCUCCAAGACGUUUGGCCAGCGUGUAAGAGGAGGCCAAAUACAACCCCCUUUGCGAGAGGCUGUCUCUCUCUCCAGAGCUCCCUCUGGGUUGAGCGGUCUCGUGAGCGGGUCAUUGCAGGGCUGCGCCUUUAUCUGUGCCCGUGUCGAUGAUGGUCUUCUCGGGGUCUUCAAGACCCGGCCACAGGACAAGGGGGAGAUAAUGUCAAGGCUGCAUUCCUUAACGGGGGGGGGGGGUAAACGUUCCCUGUUUUGUGUUUUUUUAUUCAAAAGGUGCCACUUUUGUAAUGAAUUUUCGCGAAAUAUUCAGAGAUCCUCUGAGUUUAACUCACCCCCCCCCCCCCCAGCGAACGAUAGAUCAUCAAGCCCAGCAGGCAGCAGCAGCAGCAGACCGCAUUGUGUCCCCAACGUUUUGACAGACGCUGUGUCGAAUCCACUAGGGCGACCGCGUUGAAUAAUAAUAAUAGUUCAAUUUGUAACGCGCGCAAAUUUGCAGACGUAGUGGCCGCAACUCAGAGGCGCGGAGCCAAGCUCAGAGUCGCUCAAAAGCAUGAUUGUAGAGGUGAGUUUUUAAGUCUCUCUUGAAGGACGCGAUUGAGGUGAUGCUGCGAAUGUGCAGAGGGAUAUCGUUCCAGAAUGUUGGGGCUGCCAGCGAACGUCGCCACCUCGGCGGUCCUGGGGGGCACGCGCCCGUCGCCGAUUGGUGUCCUCGUGUCGUGUGAAUGUGGCAUUAUUUUUACUACAUCGGAGAGGUUCGAGCAGACAGUGUAUGCAGUAUACGGGGGUGAUCCGUUUGUAGAUACCUCACUCGCACAGCGGUGGACACGUUGUGGAGGGAAGGAGCAUUUUGAGUCCAGAGAAUCUACUCUGCACGUCUUCCAGAAGCGUAAAACCAGUGAAUAUUUCAACCGAAAUUCUAAAAAAAACCUAAAUUGUGUAAAGCCAAUAGGUAGGGUCGAUGUUCUAAAUUCGCACGUAAUUUUGUCAUCAUCAUCAUUAUUAUUUAUAUUUGGGCAGGCACACUGGAGUUCCGCUUUCUUGAUAAUUGUUUUUUACCCUUUUAUCUGGCAACAAAACUAACACCUUUUUUUACAAGGAGUCAUGUUUGCAUAGACCACAAUACCUGCAGUCAUAAUACAAACAAAAACAUAACUCUGAUAAUGUAUGCACUGUCCUUGAAGUUGAUUGGUCCACACCCGCUUUCUUGUUUUCCUUCGUUACCGUGAACGCAUCGGCGGGGUAUCUAUAGGCGGAUCGCCCUGGUCCACUCUUGGGGGUGAACGAGCAGCAGCCGCGAUUGUUCAGCUAAUCGUCGAGUUCCCGUUACCCCUGGGGGCCACUUGGCACGCGCACGUGCGCGUCGGAGCGCGACUGUCUUCUUGGCAGACUCGUGGCAUUAUAGUUGUUGUUGUUGUUUGCUAUUUGUUUUUAAAUUUGCUAGAGUGGAGACGCUUCUCGUUUUGGUGACGCCUUUCUCUGCUCGUGUGUAAUUUAUUUGUAUCCCUCUCCGCCCCCCCCCCGCCCCACCUACACUCUGAGUGGCAAUUAUUGGGUUCUGCAGAUUUGUAGGGUUGCCGCGAUAUUGUGAUGUCCCGCGAAAUCAAUAAUCAUCAUCAUCGCCAUCAUCAUUAUCAUAAUCACGCAGCAACUGCCGCUGCAGUAGUAGCAGUAGAAGCAGCAUCAGCUGCUGCAGCAUCAGCUGCUUCUGAUGCAACAAUAUCCCGGUAAACUCUGAACGUUGGGCCAACGUUGAACCGACAUUGGCACGCUUACUGCGUCUUCUAUUCACACGGCUGCUGAUGCAGCACCCGUGUUCAAUCCACUGCUGGAUGAAUGCCCCGCCUACCCUAGCCCAUGCCAUCGGCCAUCUCUCACGAUCCUGCAAUGCAAUCAGUAAUCCACCGAGCACGUUGCGACGCGGGGUGAUGCCAUUGGUUAAAUCGUACGAUAAUCGUAUCGUAUGAUAAUCGUCUCGUACGAUACAAUUGUAUCGUACCAAAAUUUCGUUGUUCGUUCGAUAUCUCGUUUUAAAAUGUGUUCUUUUCUGACAAAAUAUUGGCGAAAAUAACAAAUGGCGGUCACUCGCGUUCUAUCUAAAUCAGUGUCUCUGUCGCCCGAGGCUGUUGCAGGAGCCAAACUAAUCACUGAUCAUUGCGCUUUUAUGCGUUAUGGAUUAUUAUGCGUUUGCGUUUGGUAUCAGACUAAUAGCAACGGUUGAGGAACGUUGAAGAAAUAUCCCACUAAACUCUGAACGUUGGCCCAACGUAGAACCGACGUUGCCACCCUUACUGCGUUUUCGAUUCGGACGGGGAAGUGCGGCCGAGCAACGAAAUAUUACAAUCCAAAUGAUCGAUGCAAGUGCAGCAUUAUGGGCAGCUGAUAUCGCGAUGAUCGUCAUAUCGUGAACAUUGAUAUCGUGUCGUGAAAACAUUUUAUCGCAGCAACCCCAGCGGCUUGUGCGUGUUGCAUGCGCGUGUUGUCGAUUGAACAAGCGUCGGUGGUGGAAAUUCCACGUUCUUAUUACGGCGAGUGGCACAUCUCUCUCGUGGCCGGUGCUGCAGCUCAACUAAGCGGUACCUAUUUUAUCGACCUCGGGCAAGUGACGACGACGAUGAUGAUGAUGAGCACGUCAGCGAUCCGUCGCUUUUUGGAGGCAAGGGUUCAGACUGAGCGAUACAUUCGUGGGGGGUACACAAAGUACGAAUCCGCGUGAUCACUCGAUUUGCUUGUGGCGCAGCGCCAAACCCAUUGCGCUGUGUAACUCGGUAACCCGAGUUCGAUUCCUGACCAGGGUUAUGCAUCGGUGGCGAGUGACAUAUGAAACCGCCACGACCCUUCCACGCCCUGUUCUCUUCACGAAAACCCCGCUGACCCAACAAGCCCCCGUGACCGACACGGCGUGGAAGAGGCCUCAAUCCAGCGUUGGCUCCACAAAUAGAGCGAUGUCUGUUGUGACAGACGAAAACCGGUCGCUACCAACCACAUCAAUGUGGAAUUUCCACCACUGACCACCGUUUCACUGCGAGAAAAACAAACACGCGUCUCUCCGAUGUGUUGUCCUCCGGUUGCACCGCCUGUUGUCCGGCAUUAUGUCCGACGUUUCGCGUCACGUGCCCGGAGCUUCUUCGGGAUUUCUUGUUUGUUUCGGCGAGAUGCCCUGACGGCGUUGGCCGACAAUGUUUUGCUGGGUGCUCCUUCAACAACAACAACAAACAACAACAACAAAACUCUAAAUUUCGAUUUAAAGCUUUCGUGACUGCAGGGAUUCAUCUUCUUGGUUCUUUCGGUAAAGUCACGUAG
Molecule: messenger RNA, 6534 nt
Organism: Lethenteron reissneri (Far Eastern brook lamprey)
Lineage: Eukaryota; Metazoa; Chordata; Hyperoartia; Petromyzontiformes; Petromyzontidae
Product: type II iodothyronine deiodinase-like
Biological process (GO): thyroid hormone metabolic process
Molecular function (GO): thyroxine 5'-deiodinase activity
Source: RefSeq, a predicted model, not a curated record